ACUUCCAAUAUUUUUCUGACAUUGUGAAAUAGCGCAACAUUUCCCAACUAGAUAGUGGUCAUUAAGGAUCAAGGUUGAUUUCCUAAUGCACACAAGAGAAGGGUUGCACACAAGAGAAAGGCAUGCUAAAGGGAAAUGGAGAAAAGGAGCAUAAAAAAAGUGCGCAGGGUCUGCUUUUCGGAUCAUCGAGCACCACUUUGCACAGUCAGCGGCGUCUCCAGGGUGCAGGCUCGCAACUAGCAUAUCUUUGUUGAAUUGGUGAUCAAUGCAAAAUAAGAGAUGAGCUCACAAACUCAGUGAAAACAGGGGGCAGAAAGCUGUGACUGAUAACAUCCAGAGUAUUCAAAAAUUGUCCAUAGAUUUGGUUCCAGAAUGCUGCACGAAGCUUCCACUACACUCCAAGAAUGGUUGGAGCCAUCCUGGCCUCGGGAUAAAAUCCAUCUUCAUACUGCUGUGGUUCUGAUCUGUGGUUCAACUGCAGGUUAUUUGAUACUGAAAUGGUUAGGCCGGAAAAGGAUUAAAAAACAAAUAGAAGAAACAAGAAGGCAAAGGGAUCACGGCUUGAUAGAAAUGGAAAAAUCAGUGCAAACAUUUAAAAGCCAGAAUCCUGGGUUACCAAGUGAUGAUAUCCUUUCUCUACCUCUGGUAGAACUGGUUAAGAAGCUGAAAGAAGACAUGUUGUCCCCAGAUGUUGUCCUCUACACCUACAUGGAAAAGGCUUUAACGGUCACCAAGGAAGUGAACUGUGUGCGCCAUUUUAUUCCAGAAUGUGAGCCGUUUCUUCAGCAACUGAAAAACCAGGAAGAAAAAGGUUUAUUGUAUGGGGUACCUGUCAGCAUCAAGGAUCACAUUGCAUACAAGGGCCAUUUGACAACUUGUGGCUUUUCUCAUUUUCUUGAUGUGGAAGAAGAAGACAGUGUAUUGGUCAAGGUAUUAAAGAAGCAGGGAGCAAAUCCAUUUGUAUUCACCAAUGUGCCACAAUCUUUAUUCAACUAUGACUGCAGCAAUGUAGUUUUUGGGCAGACUGUAAAUCCUUUGGAUCAUAGGAGGACUCCUGGGGGCUCAUCUGGAGGGGAAGGGGCUCUAAUUGCUGGAGGAGGUUCCAUUUUGGGAUUUGGAUCAGAUUUGGGGGGAAGUAUCCGUCUACCCUCCAGCUUCUGUGGCCUUUGUGGGCUGAAGCCAACCGCAGGUAGAUUGAGUGUUUCUGGAGUGAAGGAGCCUUUUCAUCUUAUGUUAAUUUUAGGAACAAUAGGACCAAUGGCAAAGGAUGUGGAUAGUCUUGCUCUAUGCAUGAAGGCUCUCUUAUGUGAUUACAUGUUCCAGCUGGAUCCCACUGUACCACCUAUGCCAUUCAAUGAAGAGAUUUAUUCAAGCUCUACACCUCUACGGAUUGGGUAUUAUGACACAGAUGACUAUUUCUUGCUUCCACCAUGCAUGAGAAGGGCUGUGCAUAAAACCAGGAAGCUUCUUCAGGAAGCUGGCCAUUCACUAGUUCCCUUCGACCCACCUUCUGUGGAAUAUGUUGUCAAUGAAAUUUAUCUGAAAGGUGCUUUUGCAGAUGGAAGCUCAAGUUUUUUGGCCUUGUUUCAAAAAGAUAUAGUGGAUCCAGCUUUGAAAGAUCAGGUGAAAAUCUUUAAAAUCCCAAAAUUGGUGAAGAAAGUUUUGGCCAAGUUCAUCAAGCUCAGGUUUCCCCAAAUGGCUGGGCAGCUGAAUGCGUUGUGUGGAGUGAGGAAUGUGAAGGACGUAUGGAAGAUCCAUAAAGAAUUGAUGGUCUAUCAGAAAAAGUUUAUUGAGCACUGGAGAAAAAAGAAGCUUGAUGUUGUCCUGUGCCCAGUUCUGGGUCCCGCCUUCCUUCCUGGAUAUUCUUCAAAAUUACUUGCUGCUGUCUCUAAUACCAUGCUGUACAAUGCUUUGAACUUCCCUGCUGGAGUUGUACCAGUCACCACAGUUACAGAAGCAGAUGAAGAAGAGAUGGCACAACACCAGGGAAUCUAUGGUGAUUUCUGGGAUAGGAUCCUGAAAAAGGCAGUAGAAGGUGCUGUUGGUCUUCCUGUGGCAGUUCAAUGUGUAGCUUUACCAUGGCAGGAGGAAUUAUGCCUUCGCUUCAUGAAAGAAGUCGAGAUGCUUUCCAACAAAGUACAACAUAAGAAAGUCAUCUGAACCUGAUAAGCAAUUUGCAGAUCAAAGAUGCAGCUGGACUUAUAAAAAUGAUAGAAUAUCAAGGAAUCUCUAGCACAAGUUUUAUCCCAGAAUAUUUAUUGUUCUGUCAAAGGGGUCACCUUUUGUACAAAUGAUCCACCUCUGCAAAUUGCUGUGAAAGACUGGUCCUCUUUUUUUUGUAUUUUAUGUGCCCAGUUGAGGCAUUUCUCUUUCUACUCGUACACCAUUAUGGGAGAUGGCUGGGUGGACAUUAAUGCUUUCUGUCUUCUACCAUAUUCCUGUCCUUCAUCUGUACUGCAUAGAAAAAGAUAAUGAAAUUAGAGAACUUUUCUUGCAAUAUAAAGUAUACCAAGAUCAAACUGUAUAUUGGUUAGCCGUCUUUGCUUGAUUUGUGGAGGCCAAUGGUUCUAAGUUAGAGAGGAAGGCUAUAUGAGUUCGGAAGGUUUCACUUCAAGAUUUUUUUUUCUUCUAGAGGGGAUCUUCUAUCAGUUAGUUUUAUAUGCAGAAGGUUCAAUACUGCUCCAGUAUGAGAUAUUAUUUAAAUCCUAUUUGUGGAAUCCUUGGGGUUCUCUUGGUUGUUUGCCUCCAGACAUUUCAUUACCUGACUAGGUAACAUCAUCAGUGACAGUGAAUGUGAGAUCUGCCUCCUGUUAAGCAAUUUAGAGUAGCCUUUCCUGCUAGUGCUGAUAGUUCUUUGAUUAGGGUAUUGUUUUCUGCUUUAUUGUUUGUGAAGUGUUACUCCUUGCUUAUUUGGGGAUACGCUGCUAGAGAGGAUGUAUUCUGGUCUUUUUGUUUCCUUCUUAGUUGUCUCUUUUGAAUGGUGGGUAAAGUUGGUUUAGCUCUAUGUGUCUAUUGAUGGCUGAUCUGGCUGAAUGGCAGGCUUCCAAGAAUUCAGUAGCAUUUGGGUUUUUUUAAAUUUGGGGUAAUAUCACUUCUACUGAAUG
Molecule: messenger RNA, 3104 nt
Organism: Thamnophis elegans (Western terrestrial garter snake)
Lineage: Eukaryota; Metazoa; Chordata; Lepidosauria; Squamata; Natricidae
Product: vitamin D3 hydroxylase-associated protein-like
Exons: 18
Coding region: 373-2160 (595 amino acids)
Biological process (GO): fatty acid catabolic process
Molecular function (GO): fatty acid amide hydrolase activity; amidase activity
Source: RefSeq, a predicted model, not a curated record